Cynara cardunculus var. scolymus (artichoke) is the source of this 941-nucleotide messenger RNA. Its product is annotated as ras-related protein Rab2BV-like. The transcript is spliced from 3 exons. Gene Ontology annotation, molecular function: GTPase activity; GTP binding. The record is from RefSeq and is a predicted model, not a curated record. Gene Ontology annotation, cellular component: endosome. Bases 132 to 782 code for a protein of 216 amino acids. Lineage: Eukaryota; Viridiplantae; Streptophyta; Magnoliopsida; Asterales; Asteraceae.
AUUCCAAUUGGAUUUGGGAAUUGGGAAUGCUCUCUCUUCGAUCCUCCUCGAAUCUAAUCCCUUCCAUUUACUUUCUUCUUCUUCAUCAUCAACCUUUUCUGCAUGGUUUUUGGCAAGUGUAGAGAGAAGGAAUGGCAUAUAGGGUGGAUCACGAGUAUGAUUACCUAUUCAAGAUCGUCUUAAUCGGGGAUUCGGGUGUCGGAAAAUCUAACAUACUUUCUAGGUUUACCAGGAACGAGUUCUGUUUGGAGUCUAAAUCCACCAUUGGUGUUGAAUUUGCUACAAGGACUCUACAGGUUGAGGGGAAGACGGUGAAGGCACAAAUAUGGGAUACAGCAGGUCAAGAAAGGUACCGAGCAAUCACAAGUGCUUAUUAUAGAGGAGCAGUAGGUGCCCUCUUGGUCUACGACAUAACCAAAAGACAAUCGUUUGAAAACGUGCUAAGGUGGCUUCGUGAGCUAAGAGACCAUGCCGAUUCCAACAUUGUGAUCAUGUUGGCUGGAAACAAGUCCGAUUUGAACCAUCUGAGAGCCGUUCCUGAAAGCGAUGGUCAUGUGUUAGCCGAGAAAGAAGGGCUUGCAUUCCUAGAGACUUCUGCACUAGAAGCACAUAAUGUUGAAAAGGCGUUCCAGACGAUAUUGUUGGACAUCUAUCAGAUCAUAAGCAGGAAGGCACUGGCGGCUCAGGAAGCGGCAGCUGCUGUUCCUGGCCAAGGUACCACCAUAACCGUUACUGAUAGUGGGAACGCUAAGAAUAAACAGAAAACUUGUUGUUCGAACUAAAACUAAAACGAAAUACGUAUUUGUACAUUUGGCGGAUCACGAUUAUGAGAUGCACUGGAAAUACCCAAAACUAACAUUAUGGCAACAACAAUUGGCCCCUUAACUGCACAAGGUUUGCAGGCGUGAGUUUGGUCGACAGAAGACAUGAAAGUGAAAACU